Racocetra persica is the source of this 465-nucleotide messenger RNA. The record is from the annotation of a GenBank genome assembly. NCBI's taxonomy places the organism in Eukaryota, Fungi, Glomeromycota, Glomeromycetes, Diversisporales, Gigasporaceae.
AUGCCUAAAUGCCAAAGUAUCAAGAAAUCUUACACGAUCGAUCAUACAUUCAUAAUUACCACGGCCACUUCACAUAGUGGUAAACUUAAAAAAUUCUCAAAUGCGUUCAUGGUCUAUAGAACAGCUACUCAUCAUUAUCUUAAAUCCAAAAAUCUCGCUUAUUCUUGCUCUAUUGUCUCAAAACUAGCAAGCAAGUUGUGGAAAAAAGAAUCAGAAAAUAUUAAGUACAUAUGUAAACUGUUAGCUGACGAAGCUAAAAAAAACGCAAAAGAAUCUGGAAAGUCUCAGCCUAUCCAAUCCACAUCAAAUUCGAACCGCGUUUGGUCGAAGUUUCCACCCGUUGUUAAUAACUCAUAUAUUGAACUAUUGUUUAAUAAUUAUAAGCGUAUUCAAAAGUUAGAAAAAGAACUUUCUGAUACGAUUGAAGUUAUAGCUUUAAUCAAAAAAUUACUUUCUACAGUAUAA